Molecule: messenger RNA, 1979 nt
Organism: Manihot esculenta (cassava)
Lineage: Eukaryota; Viridiplantae; Streptophyta; Magnoliopsida; Malpighiales; Euphorbiaceae
Product: BTB/POZ domain-containing protein At5g41330
Exons: 1
Coding region: 267-1688 (473 amino acids)
Biological process (GO): protein homooligomerization
Molecular function (GO): protein binding
Source: RefSeq, a predicted model, not a curated record
UUCCACUGCUGAUUUUGGAUUUUCAACCCAGUCCGAAAAUUCCAAGCCAUGAAAAUUGUUUUGUCUUAAGUCGGACCAUGGAAAUGAUUCUUCUUCGCAACUGUCUUCCCGUUUUCUUCUUUGACCACAAACCACAUCCCUUGACCUUCUAGGUGGCCACCAUUAUUGCCUUUAUAAACCACCAUUCACCUCCAUCACUUCCACCCUAACUCCUCCCUGCCGUAAGCGUUAUCAAGGUUUUACAAGAAAAUCAAAUAGUAAGAAGGAUGCCUCCUUUUGCUUCAACCAUGCCUCCUCGGAACGACCUUAUUCGCUCUCAGGGCAUUAGUCCCCUCUCAGAUAUUAUCACCAUUGAUGUUGGUGGUCAACUCUUUCAGACCACAAAACAAACCUUAGCUCUUGCAGGACCCAAAUCGCUCUUCUCCCAAUUUUCGCAGUCAACUCAUGUGAGUCUUGCUCCUCUGUUCAUCGACAGAGAUCCGGAGUUGUUCUCUAUCCUUCUCUCUCUGUUGAGAACUGGGAAUCUUCCUUCAAAGGCUAAAGCUUUUGAUCUUGAAGAUUUGAUCGCAGAGUCCAAAUUUUAUAAUGUCGAGCCUCUUUUAGUUAACUCUCUAUCCAAUCCUUCUCUGUUUGAUGCUUUCAACCUCGAGAGGUCGUUAACUUUGCCCCUCAACGGCCGCGACUUCCCUUCUGCCAUGGCCACGACGUCGUUUGGGACCCUGCACGUAGCUCAUGGCAGCAAAAUAACUUCUUUCGAUUGGGCCUUGCGCAGGAAGUCGACCAUCCUUACCCAGUUCACGGCGAUCGAUUCUCUCCUGGCGAUUUCGCCAACUCUUGCAGCCGCGGGAGCCACCGAUUUCUCGGGGAUGCAAAUUCUCGAUCUCGAAAAGGGUUCUGUCAAAGAAACAUUGUGUUGGGAGAACGUGACCCGAUCGAGCUCUACGGUUCAAGCAAUUGGUUCGUCUCCAGAUUUCUUGCUCACAAGUUUCGAGUCCGGUCGCAGGAACUCAAACUCUAUCAUGGUCUAUGAUUUACAAACCUUUUCUCCAGUAACCGAGAUUGCACACUGCGAGAUAUAUGGUGCUGAUCUUGAUUCAGCCAUUCCAGCCACAAAAUUGAAGUGGGUAGAGAGUCACAAUGUGGUAAUGGCUUCUGGUUCUCAUAGUGGACCAUCUGGUAUACUGGGGAAUGUGAAAUUGUGGGAUAUAAGGUCCGGAAAUGUGAUUUGGGAAUUGAAAGAGAGAGUUGAUUGUUUCUCUGAUAUUACUGUUUCAGAUAGCUUGUCAGCCAUUUUUAAAGUUGGGGUGAAUUCUGGCGAGGUCUUUUAUACAGAUUUGAGAAAGUUGGGUGAUACAGAUAGUAAUCCAUGGAUUUGCUUGGGCGAUAAGAGGAAGGUGCUAAAUGUGAAGAAAGAAGGAAAUGGGUGCAAGAUUGAAGCUCAUGGGAAUCAAGUCUUUUGUAGUAAAGGAGGAGAUGUUGAGCUCUGGUCAGAGGUUGCCAUGAAUUCCUCCAAGAAAAGCGAAGAUGGGUUGCCAGAUAGGGUGUUCAGGAGGAAUUUGAUGGGAAGAGCAAAAGAUAUUGGAGGAUCAAGAAUAACCAACUUGGCUUUUGGGGGAAGCAAAAUGUUCUUGACAAGGAAGGAUCAGCAAUCUGUUGAGGUUUGGCAAAGUUCUAUAAGGGGAUUUUAGAUCUUUGAAUUUUUUUCAUUCAAUUAGCCAUUAGUGUACAAUUUUAAGAGAUGAAUACUCAUUGAAAGGUAGGUACUUAUUGUUUGUAGUUCAUAGUUUGAUUCAUACAAUUGUAAAUGUCCAUGUAUCUUAUCAAAAUAUUCCCUUGUUUUAUCAUAGAUAGGGCUUAUCAUUUUGUAGCAGUGGCUCUGUAACAUUGUUUCCAGAUGCAAUUCCACCUGAGGAUGUCACUGUAAUUCCAAUUUGUAUGCCCAUGAAUCUUGUACAAUAAAUCAUUUACUCUUGGUUUUC